Desarmillaria tabescens is the source of this 1180-nucleotide messenger RNA. RefSeq lists its product as uncharacterized. The coding region runs from base 125 to 811 and encodes 228 amino acids. The transcript is spliced from 3 exons. NCBI's taxonomy places the organism in Eukaryota, Fungi, Basidiomycota, Agaricomycetes, Agaricales, Physalacriaceae. The record is from RefSeq and is a predicted model, not a curated record.
CUACCGCCGCUCUGGGUCAUCUAUACUUUGACCCAUUCCUUCUUUCUCUCGCGAGCUGCACGUCUCCCAUAGCAACUCUGUCCAGUGGAUCUCUGCUCCAUACUUUUCUUCGUACUCUAUCAGCAUGAACAUGCUGCAAUCUACAAGCUCUGCUACAAGACUGUCUUCAUACCCGAGCUCCUCUACAUGCCUAACGUCAGAAACCGACCGCAGGUGGUCAGAAAUCGUUCCUCCGAAGAAUGCGCUCACCUUCGCCGUUGUAUGGGAUCCAGAAGAGGAUAUGGUGGCUUUCUCCGGAGCUCACUUGCUCGAUUCGGAAUUUACAGACGUCGAGCCUGACUGUCCCACCGAUGCCAGUUCGUUCGAUGCUUCGAGUACCCUUGCAUGGUUUAGGAAUCAUCAUGACUUCCUCUUUGAUGAUGAAACUGAUCGGCGGACGAGAGGCAGAACUCAGACUUCUUCUACAAUUGGCGGGUUGGAUGUGUACAUCAGGAGCUCAAGAAUAGGAAUGGGAUGCACGAGGACGAGCGUCAACAAACAUUUCUCGUGUUUGGGCGAGCUCAACCGGGAUAUUAGAUUUGAUCCACGUACGGAAUUUGCGAAGAGGUGGGAACAGGUUUUGGACCGUGAUCAGGACACGGUUGUCGAGCUGGAUGAAGUGGACGAUGAAGAUGAAGGGUUCUACGAUACUGUGGAUCCAGGUCUUCCGAGGGUGCGUUCGUCCCAUUUAUUCUUGGGACGCCCAAGAAUGACAUCCAUCCUCAGUUGUCGCAUGUCAGUGUCAAUAGUGAUGAUAGCUGGUUGCAACUAGAGGCCCCAGAAGACUACGUCUUUCCUCCGGUGCAACGACACAGACUGUUGAGGAAACCGCGGCCUCGCCCAGUAAAUCACACGCAUGCUCUCCAGCAAGAUGGCUGUAGUUGCGAUCCUUCCAUUCCACGUGAAGAAGGAUGCCGCCUGUUCAAAUUCCUGUCUAGGUGGAGGAGAGAGAAGGAGUCGUGGGUGUGUAUUGAGGUGACGAAAGAGAUCACCCAGACGUUCGUCUAACUCGCUCCUUUACGGUCAUCAAUUUAUUCUACGAGGACCAUUUUUUGUAUCCCCAGCGGGGAUCCUUAUACUUAUCAUGUAGGAUUAGUGUAUGUUGAGUGUAUGGCAUUGUAUUUUACCGCUUUGACGUUCC